Rangifer tarandus platyrhynchus (Svalbard reindeer) is the source of this 330-nucleotide messenger RNA. NCBI's taxonomy places the organism in Eukaryota, Metazoa, Chordata, Mammalia, Artiodactyla, Cervidae. The record is from the annotation of a GenBank genome assembly.
AUGUCAGGGGCCGGGAUUGUAUUUCGAAAGAUCCGCCAUUUUCACCUCGUCAUCACCAUCACAGCUCAGCAGCUUCCCCGACAGCCCGAGCCCGGGCCGCCGCCGCCGCCGCCAGUAACCUCCCCCUUCCUCCUCCUCCCCUCCCCGGCCCUCCCCUCCGGAGAGGUGCACACCCACAUAUCCGGGGAAACCUCCCGCCGGCCCCGCCAACCUUCAAAUGCUCGGGGAGACACCACUGCACACAGAGCCCACGCCGAGACCUUUCACCCCGCCACGGAGGGGAAAUCGCGCUACCUGCAGAGUCCCCAGACCGGCACACUUUUGUUUUGA